UGUACUAGUAAGAUUUAAUUUAACCGAACCAUAUCAAAACCUACGACUCUCUCUCUCUCUUUCUCACUCAACCGGCGCCGGAGAUAUUUCCCGAUUACACUAAUCGAGUCAAGCAGAGGUGUUUUUGGAUGGAAAGACGCGUCGCAAACGCCUUCCCUGGACCUGGUCCUCCACCAACACAAGUUCCCUAUUAUCAUAACAACAACAACAACUACAACCCUCAUCAGAUUCAUCCGUCGCACCACCAUGUCUCCGCCGUUGGAUUCCACCAAUACCCACAAAACGACAAUAGAGAUCAGCGUUUCAAUCAGCCGCAUUUUGAUAAUCAACAGCAACCCAAUAUGAUCGUUGACGCUCCGCCGCUUCCACCGAGUGGUGAGUUUAGUCCUUGCGGCGGCGGAAGCAGCUUGAGGAAGAGACGCUCUCUAUCCUCCUCCACCACCCCAGAUCCUAGUGCUGCUGCUGCUGAUGGUUGUAUUGCCAAGUUAUAUGUUGCGCCUCUUCCAAAGACAGCUAAGGAAGACGAUGUCCGUCAGGUGUUUGAAAAGUAUGGUAAUGUCACUGAGAUCAUCCUACCCAGAGAUAAGAUGAGCGGUGAACGAGCAGCUUACUGUUUUGUCAAGUACAGAAAGCUAGAAGAGGGUAAUGCCGCUAUUGCAGCUUUAACAGAUCAGUAUACCUUUCCUGGGGAAAUGUCUCCAGUUCAGGUUAGGUAUGCCGGCGCUGAACGUGAACGGAUUGGUGUUUCAACAGUGCAAAUUCCUGAUAAAUUAUAUGUUAGAUGCCUUAACAAACAAACAACAAAAACGGACGUCCAUGAGGUAUUUUGUAGGUUCGGAGUCAUUGAAGAUAUUUAUAUGGCAGUCGACGACAUGAAGGUUAGCCGUGGGUUUGCAUUUGUUCAGUUUUCUCGUAAGGAGAUGGCACUAGCAGCAAUCAAAGGGUUAAAUGGAGUAUUUACCAUGCGGGGUUCUGAUCAGCCUCUGAUUGUUAGAUUUGCAGACCCUAAAAGACCUCGUCUAGGGGAACCAAGGUCUAACUUUAAUGCUUCGCCUGCAAUGCAACAAUUCGAUCCAAAUUGGCACCCACAACCAUAUCCCCAGUGGGGAAACAAAGAACCUGCAGCCCCAAGAGUUGUUGAUUUCGCUUCACAGCCUAAUCACUUCCCGCAGCAAAAUGCUCAAGCAGUAUCCGCGUUUCAAACACCGAUGCAUCAAGAUUUUGAGAAGCAUCAGACUGCCAGCGUGGAGACUAGAAGCGAUGGUCAGAAGAUUUCUAGUCGUUCAAAUGCCAUUCAUGAAGAUCAAAAUACAGAAGAAUGUGACUGGAGUGAACACACUUGUCCUGAUGGGAACAAGUAUUAUUUCCAUUGUGUCACUUUUGAAAGCACGUGGGAGAAACCAGAGGAGUACUCCAUGUUUGAGAGAUGGUUCGACGAGCAAAUAAGGCUACAAGAUCAAAAUAUUGCCAAGAGCCAAGAUGCAAUCAAAAACACCCAGCAAGAUGGGUCUACUCUACUCCAACAACAAUCCUUAUCCACAGCGGAUGAGGAGAACAUUUCCGUAUAUCCGGUAACAAGAGUGGCUGCUGAAUCAACCUGUUCAUAACAGUUGAGUCUCUUUACUAAAAGGAAGCUAAUAUUACACAUCUCACAAGAUCUUCUUAUAUCAUCCUGCUAUUUCAAUACACGACAAGUCACCGGACAAGUGUUUUGGAAAGGAGAAUGAAAAAAGAGUAGUCCUGAGGUAAAAAGAAGUUGAUUUCUUCAAGACUCUGAACAUUUGGUACAUAUUUGCUGGAAUCCAAUUGAAAAGGUGUUAUGAAAGUUGGUUAGAAACCUCUGCAGCUUAUAGUCUCUCGCAUUUGUUUCUGAGCAACAAGACACUCCGCCACACCUUUUUAAUAAAAGAAAAACGCUUUCUUGGUCA
Brassica napus (rape) is the source of this 1928-nucleotide messenger RNA. Its product is annotated as flowering time control protein FCA. The coding region runs from base 129 to 1607 and encodes 492 amino acids. The record is from RefSeq and is a predicted model, not a curated record. The transcript is spliced from 13 exons. Gene Ontology annotation, cellular component: nucleus; ribonucleoprotein complex; cytoplasm. Gene Ontology annotation, molecular function: mRNA binding; protein binding. NCBI's taxonomy places the organism in Eukaryota, Viridiplantae, Streptophyta, Magnoliopsida, Brassicales, Brassicaceae.